GCGUCGAAAGAUUUUUAUUUGGACUAUAGAAUACAUGCUAAAAUGUUGUUGGAAAUGACGAAUCCGGUCAUAAAAGUUUGCAUAGCAAUUUUUUUAGCAGUUUGCUGGAUCACGUUGGUCAGCACCUUGUCUUACAAACUAAGAGGAACAGCCAUCCGUUCACGAGUCCUUUUCUAUGAGAAUCAUCUUCAUCAAUUGUUACGUAUUCUUGGUAUUGUUUUGUCGCUUCAUAGCACUCCAAACAUGGAUUCAACCACAGCCUUGUGCCGGCCAGAAACCAAAACACUGUAUCCGACAUCAUUGCUUGUACUAUCUGACGAAGCAACACAGCAUAUACAAUUACUCCUUGCUUUGCGUGUUCGUAUACUUGAUUUGCCAACCGUACCAAGUGCUUAUUAUGUAGUCAGCUACAGCAAAGAUUACAAUUUUAAACAAAUUGUUUCCUGCGUUUGAACUUUAUUAAAAUGGGAGUUCUGUGUGGAACAAGUAAGCGGUUCGAUCUCUAUGGCCGUCAACAGUACAUCAUUUAUAUGGAGAAAUAAUAAAAAAGAGCGAAGCGCCACCCAUGUUGAGAGGGACAUCUCCCUAGUAAAGCCCAGGAAGGCCAUCAAGUGACCGCAACAAGAAAAACCGAGCGAAGCAUCACCCAUGAGAGGGACAUCUCCCCAGUAAAGCCCGGGAAGGCCAUCGGAUGAACGCAUUCUUUAAAAGGACAAAAAAGUAAGAACUUCAACGCACUGUCCACCCGUGAGAGGGACAUCUCCCUAGUAAAGCCCAGGAAGGCCAUCUGAUGAACCAGCACUCGGACGCAAGCAUCCUAUGAAGAAAAAGAUUAUGAGAUACGGGGAAUAGUGUUGUCGCAAGCACAGUUUUCUAUUUGUGCAAAAGCUCA
This is a messenger RNA of Zychaea mexicana, 892 nucleotides long. RefSeq lists its product as uncharacterized. Lineage: Eukaryota; Fungi; Mucoromycota; Mucoromycetes; Mucorales; Lichtheimiaceae. The transcript is spliced from 3 exons. The record is from RefSeq and is a predicted model, not a curated record. Bases 43 to 453 code for a protein of 136 amino acids.